UUAGGCUUAACGCAAUGUUAAAUUAACCUUCAUGUCAAAGUUUAUUAAAAUAUAAAAACUCUUUAAAUAACUAUCAAACAAACCACAACAUUAACAUGAGCAUAAAAAAUAUUAAGCUGUUCCUUGGCUGUAUGUAUGCAAAUAAAGUGUAAGUGAAUCUGAUAUAAACCUGUCUGUGGAAUCAGGGUGGGGCUGUAUGAAGUGAAAUCGCCUGGUUCUGUCUGUCAUUUUGGGCCCAGUUUAAACAUCGGCUCUGACACAGUAGAGUUCAUUCAGCUCAGACUGUGACUCUGCUCUCACCACCAGAAGGCAGUAGGACAGGAUGAAGUGUGUUUGCUUUUGGGGGAUAUUUCUCAUCUGUUGCUCUCUCAGUCAGUUUGGCAGUGCCAGAGUAAUUCCAGAAGACGUUCCCUAUGAGGAGCCAGCAGCGGUGCCCUACUGGCCCUACUCCACCACGGACUUCUGGAGAUACGUGGAGCAUUUUCGCAGCCUGGGGGCCUACAACCAAAUAAAUGAGAUGGCGAGGGCUUUCUUCGCCCACCAGCAUUUUGGAGAUACCCUCGGCUACGGAGUUCGUGAAGGGCACGAACAUUAGAAUAACAUGGAAUGAAGCUCUCUAGAUGCUAACGUUAACAUUAGUUCACAAAAUAUAAAUGCUUAGUUAUUAGUUGAUGUGCAUAGUGCUAGAAAUGAGCCAAAAUUAAAUAUAAUCCUGUAUUCAUUUUAAGCAGUUAAUCGAGUAAGGUCAUUUUAGUAUGUGUGCUCGCCUAGAAUAAAUUUCAAAAUAAUUCAAGAA
This is a messenger RNA of Paramormyrops kingsleyae, 796 nucleotides long. It is a transcript of the gene otos, whose product is annotated as otospiralin. NCBI's taxonomy places the organism in Eukaryota, Metazoa, Chordata, Actinopteri, Osteoglossiformes, Mormyridae. The record is from RefSeq and is a predicted model, not a curated record. Gene Ontology annotation, biological process: sensory perception of sound.